Messenger RNA from Trichechus manatus latirostris (Florida manatee), 1467 nucleotides. RefSeq names its product inner mitochondrial membrane peptidase subunit 2 (gene IMMP2L). Gene Ontology annotation, molecular function: serine-type endopeptidase activity. The coding region runs from base 56 to 886 and encodes 276 amino acids. The record is from RefSeq and is a predicted model, not a curated record. Gene Ontology annotation, cellular component: mitochondrial inner membrane peptidase complex; membrane. NCBI's taxonomy places the organism in Eukaryota, Metazoa, Chordata, Mammalia, Sirenia, Trichechidae. The transcript is spliced from 6 exons.
GCCCUGCCUCUUCUCCACCGUUAACUUGGGGGAUACCGGUGUCUUAGCGGUAGCGAUGCAUUGCCCAGAGCAGACCCGCUCCUCCCCGCGGAGCGAGCGCCCCAAGAGCGCUCGUUUUCUUUGUCCCCCCACAAGGGCCACCUCCGGCCCCAAGUCCUGGUCGGAAGGGAGCGCCGUGAGGCCCGGCUGCCUUCUACCUGGAAGUGUUGGGCAGGUAGUGGAAGUGCACAAGGCUUUAACACAGCAAGAUUUUAAAGCACGUGUCUGUCGUUUUUACUUUCAGGGUUUUGGCCAAAUUGGGCGAGGGCACAAAAUAACCUCUUACCCCUUCUCACCGAGGAAGAGCGGGAGAAAGGAUAUGGCUCAGUCUCAAGGCUGGGUAAGAAGAUACUUCAAGGCCUUUUGCAAAGGCUUCUUUGUGGCUGUGCCUGUGGCAGUGACUUUCCUGGAUCGGGUCGCCUGCGUUGCAAGAGUGGAAGGAGCAUCAAUGCAGCCUUCUUUGAAUCCUGGGGGGAGCCAAUCAUCUGAUGUAGUGCUUCUGAACCACUGGAAAGUUAGGAAUUUUGAAGUUCAGCGUGGUGACAUUGUGUCAUUGGUGUCCCCUAAAAACCCAGAACAGAAGAUCAUUAAGAGAGUGAUUGCUCUUGAAGGAGACAUCGUAAAAACCAUGGGUCACAAAAACCGAUAUGUCAAAGUCCCACGUGGUCACAUCUGGGUUGAAGGAGAUCAUCAUGGACACAGUUUUGACAGUAAUUCUUUUGGGCCGGUUUCCCUGGGACUUCUACAUGCCCAUGCCACACAUAUCCUGUGGCCUCCAGAGCGCUGGCAGAAAUUGGAAUCGCUUCUUCCUCCAGAGCGCUUGCCAGUCCACAGGGAAGAGGAAUGACGGCAUGGACCUACCUGACUGCUGGCUUUGGGAAGCCAACACCACUGAUUACAGGAAGGGAGAUGGAGAAGAAGAACAUCCAAAAGGGAAAAGCUUUCAACAAGAUGAUGCCAUUAAAUGAAAGAAUUCCUUGAUCCCAACCAGUUUUAAAUGCUACCUGAUUUAAGUGUUGAAUUUUCGUAGUGUAUUGUCCAAUGCCAAAAAAUAUUCAGAUGUUUGUGAAUAUGGAAAUAUCAUACUCGCAUGUCUUAAAGGGGGUAAAUUUGAGGAUAUUUGUUACACAUGCUCAUUCAAUUGACUGUCGAAUUUUGAUUUUGGUGCUAGCUACUGAAAUUAAUAUUUUGAUGCAAGUGAUUGAGUAGUUUGUCAUUUACUGUUAAGAGGAAACAUGAAAAAAUGCAUAUUAUACACGUAGUGAAAGGAAUAUUGUGUUUAUCAGUAUCUAAAAUGCAGUGACUGCCAUUUAGGAAGAACAGGGAAGUGAUGUAAAAAUAAAACACUGAUUUGUUCAGGUCCUGUUUUUGGCGUUUCAUUUCCAUUUAACCAGUACACCCAUUCCUGAGGAAUAUGCAUCUCUUUUG